Messenger RNA from Penicillium cosmopolitanum, 1335 nucleotides. Its product is annotated as GTPase-activating protein GCS1. The record is from RefSeq and is a predicted model, not a curated record. Gene Ontology annotation, molecular function: GTPase activator activity. Gene Ontology annotation, biological process: regulation of endocytosis; regulation of ARF protein signal transduction. The coding region runs from base 1 to 1335 and encodes 444 amino acids. Gene Ontology annotation, cellular component: Golgi membrane. NCBI's taxonomy places the organism in Eukaryota, Fungi, Ascomycota, Eurotiomycetes, Eurotiales, Aspergillaceae. The transcript is spliced from 3 exons.
AUGUCUCGCAUGUGGGAAGUCGACCCGGAGACGAGGACAAAGCUCCUCCAAAUCUCCAAGACCAACGGAAAUGACAGGUGCUGCGAUUGCGGAGCGCCUUCACCUCAAUGGGCCUCCCCCAAAUUCGGAACCUUCAUCUGCCUCAACUGUGCAGGCACACACCGCGGGCUCGGUGUACAUAUCUCCUUCGUCCGCUCAAUCACCAUGGACGCCUUCAAACACGCAGAGAUCCAGCGCAUGGAACUAGGAGGCAACGAGCCAUGGAAAUCCUUCUACGACGCCCACCCAGUCACCACCUCCGAGGGCCGCACAUUCGAAGACUCAACCAUCAAGGAGCGUUAUGAAGGCGACGCGGGCGAGGAGUGGAAGGAGCGCCUUUCUUGUAAGGUCGAGGGCCGCGAGUAUGUGCUCGGCCAGGAGAAGAAGAACAAUAAUGCCUCGUCGCGGUCUAGUACGCCGAUGAGUGCUGCCGGCGCGGGCGCUGGCUCUGGCGCGAGGACAGGCUCGCCUGCUACCUCUAUUCGCUCUGAUAGUCUGCGCGGUGGUGCGGGUCCGAGUGCGUCCAAAAAGGAGCAGAAUGAGGCUUAUUUUGCGAAAUUGGGUGGUGAUAAUGCUACUCGCUCGGACGCGCUGCCUCCCUCACAAGGUGGGAAAUUCACUGGGUUCGGUGGUGGUGUGCCUCAACCCGCAGCUGGAGACCGUCGGUCUUCACCAUUUGGAGGACUUGGAGGUUGGGGUGCAUUUGGAGGCGGAGGUGGUGGAGGUGGAGGUGGAGGGCCGGCCUUGGACGAUUUCCAGAAAGAUCCCAUGGGCAGUAUUACCAAGGGAUUUGGCUGGUUCGCGUCGACGGUUGGAAAGGGUGCUAAACAAGUCAACGAUUCAUACCUCCAACCAACAGCGAAGCAACUCGCCGAGUCGGACUUUGCCGCUCAAGCCCGAGUACAGGCAACCAACUGGGGCCAGAAUUUCCAAACCGGAGCCCGCAGUGCAGCGGAUCAAUUCAACCGUUUCGUCGAGGGCGAUGAUGGGGGUCAUGGUCGUGGUGGUGGUAGUUCCGCUACUCGCUCCAAUGUUGAUCCCGAGCGUCGCGAUUUCUGGGAUGACUUUUCUUCUAUCGGUGCGCAACAGCAGCAGCAACAGCAAGAGAUGUCGGGUCAUCAGCGCAGCGGGUCACGGUCUGGCGUUAUUGGUACUGCUGCUAUGCGGAAGGGUCCUACGCCUGUGGCUUCUUCUUUGUCUAAUGAGACUACUGCCCCGUCUGGUGUAGAGGGGGCCGAGGCGGGUCCCACGAAAUCCAAGCCCAAGGAGAAGGAUGACUGGGAUGAAAACUGGUAA